AUGAGUGAUGUUAGUUGCUCUUACGCCAAGAAAUCAGAACUUAAGAAGAAAAACCGCUACAGAAACAUCGUUCCAUUCGAUCAUAACAGAGUAAAACUGAAGAUGUUAGACGGACAGCCAUCAUCUGAUUACAUUAACGCUAGUUUCAUACCGAGCUACCGACCUAGAAGUUACUUGUUCAUUGGAGCCCAAGGUGUGAAGCGAGAAACUUUGAAUGAUUUUUGGAGGAUGGUGGUUGAGAAUGAGACGAGGAUCAUCGUCAUGUUGACCAUGCUCAAGGAGAACAAUAAGGAAAAAUGUCUCAAAUAUUGGCCAGACGCUGACGAGAAGAAAUGCGAGUACGGUGGCACCAUAGUAAAAUUCCUUUCAUUGGAGAGAUGGCUAACCUAUGAAAUCAGAAAAUUUUCAGUGAAAAGAAGUUCGGUGGAAUUCAUUGUGACUCACAUGUGGUACACCGCCUGGCCUGACCACGGCGUGCCAGAGAACAUUGGCAGUCUGCUCAACUUCCGCUACCACAUGUGGACACUCGUGUCGCAGUUAGUGGCCAGCAACAAGGGCAACGUUUCUAAUGUCCUUGUUCAUUGCAGCGCUGGUGUUGGUCGCACAGGCACGUUGAUAGGCCUGGAUUAUUUGUUGGAACAAUCUCGAGAGACUGACGCGGUGGAUGUCGCAGAGUGCCUCCUCUACCUCAGAUCGCACCGCAACUUUAUGAUUCAAACCCUCGUUAGUGAAUUUUGUUACCAUAUUUUUUUUUACCUAAAAUGA
Helobdella robusta is the source of this 765-nucleotide messenger RNA. RefSeq lists its product as hypothetical. Gene Ontology annotation, biological process: protein dephosphorylation. The transcript is spliced from 6 exons. The coding region runs from base 1 to 765 and encodes 254 amino acids. Gene Ontology annotation, molecular function: protein tyrosine phosphatase activity. The record is from RefSeq and is a predicted model, not a curated record. Lineage: Eukaryota; Metazoa; Annelida; Clitellata; Rhynchobdellida; Glossiphoniidae.